Messenger RNA from Pelmatolapia mariae (spotted tilapia), 5136 nucleotides. It is a transcript of the gene esr1, whose product is annotated as estrogen receptor 1. Lineage: Eukaryota; Metazoa; Chordata; Actinopteri; Cichliformes; Cichlidae. Gene Ontology annotation, biological process: cellular response to estrogen stimulus; regulation of transcription by RNA polymerase II; estrogen receptor signaling pathway. Gene Ontology annotation, cellular component: chromatin; nucleus. The transcript has 10 exons. The record is from RefSeq and is a predicted model, not a curated record. The coding region runs from base 7 to 1992 and encodes 661 amino acids. Gene Ontology annotation, molecular function: nuclear estrogen receptor activity; zinc ion binding; estrogen response element binding.
UGUCCAAUGAGCUCAACUAGAUGCCUGCGAGGCAAGCAGAGCCAGUGCAUUGUACAGCACAUAUGCUUCGUUUGUAAGUGGCAGAGCCCAGCGCAGAGCAGACAGCCGUGCGGACCAGUACUCAGACCCAGGGACAGCCCAGCCUCCUCAGAGCUGGAGCCCCACUCUCCAACUCGCGUCUCGCCAUCGCUGCGUGCCCCCCUCAACGACAUGUACCCCGAAGAGAGCCGGGGGUCUGGAGGGGUAGCCACUGUGGACUUCUUGGAAGGGACUUAUGACUAUGCCGCCCCCACCCCUGCCCCGACUCCUCUUUACAGCCACUCCACCACUGGCUGCUACUCCGCUCCUCUGGACGCUCACGGACCACCGUCCGAUGGCAGUCUUCAGUCCCUGGGCAGUGGGCCGACCAGUCCACUUGUGUUCGUGCCCUCCAGCCCACGGCUGAGCCCCUUUAUGCACCCGCCCAGCCACCACUAUCUGGAAACCACUUCAACACCCGUCUACAGGUCCAGCCAUCAGCCGGUCCCCAGAGAGGACCAGUGUGGUACCCGUGACGAGGCAUACAGCGUGGGCGAGUUGGGAGCUGGAGCUGGGGGGUUUGAAAUGACCAAAGAGACGCGUUUCUGCGCUGUGUGCAGUGACUACGCGUCUGGAUACCACUAUGGGGUGUGGUCUUGUGAGGGCUGCAAGGCCUUCUUCAAGAGGAGCAUCCAGGGUCACAAUGACUAUAUGUGCCCAGCGACAAAUCAGUGCACCAUUGACAAGAAUCGGAGGAAGAGCUGCCAGGCUUGCCGUCUUAGGAAGUGCUACGAAGUGGGCAUGAUGAAAGGAGGUAUGCGUAAGGACCGCGGACGUGUUUUGCGGCGUGAAAAACGACGGGCCUGCGACAGAGACAAACCAGCCAAAGACCUGCCACACACAAAGGCGCCCCCUCAUGAUGGAAGGAAGCGUGCAACGAGCAGCAGCAGUACAAGUGGUGGAGGAGGAAGAUCCUCUUUAAAUAGCACACCUCCUGAUCAGGUGCUCCUCCUGCUCCAGGGUGCUGAGCCUCCAACCCUGUGCUCUCGUCAGAAGAUGAGCCGACCCUACACGGAGGUCACCAUGAUGACCCUACUCACCAGCAUGGCUGACAAGGAGCUGGUUCACAUGAUCGCCUGGGCCAAGAAGCUUCCAGGUUUUCUGCAGCUGUCUCUUCACGAUCAGGUGCUGCUGCUGGAGAGCUCGUGGCUGGAGGUGCUGAUGAUUGGGCUCAUUUGGAGGUCCAUCCACUGUCCCGGCAAACUCAUCUUCGCACAGGACCUCAUCCUGGACAGGACUGAAGGCACAUGCGUCGAGGGCAUGGCCGAGAUCUUCGACAUGCUGCUGGCCACAGCGUCCCGCUUCCGGAUGCUCAAGCUCAAACCUGAGGAGUUUGUCUGUCUCAAAGCUAUCAUUUUGCUAAACUCUGGUGCCUUUUCUUUCUGCACUGGCACAAUGGAGCCCCUUCACGACAGCGCGGCAGUGCAACACAUGCUGGACACCAUUACCGAUGCGCUCAUAUUUCAUAUCAGCCAAUUGGGAUGCUCGGCUCAGCAGCAGUCAAGAAGACAGGCCCAGCUGCUCCUGCUGCUCUCCCACAUCAGGCACAUGAGCAACAAAGGCAUGGAGCACCUCUACAGCAUGAAGUGUAAGAACAAAGUGCCUCUGUACGACCUGCUGCUGGAGAUGCUGGAUGCUCACCGCAUCCAUCGCCCAGUCAAACCAUCUCAGUCCUGGUCCCAGGGUGACAGAGACUCUCCCACCACCAGCAGCACCAGCAGCAGCGGCGGGGGUGGCGGCGAUGAUGAAGGCACCUCCUCGGCCGGUUCCAGUUCAGGACCUCAAGGCAGCCACGAGAGCCCGAGGCGUGAGAACCUGAGCAGAGUGCCCACAGGUCCAGGUGUCCUGCAGUACAGGGGGUCCCAUUCCGACUGCACCCGCAUCCUAUGUACCGAGCAGCACGCGAAGGUUUAAAGUCAUUUUUAUGGAUGGUUUGUGUAGAGAAUUUUUAAAAAAGGGGUUGGUGAAUUAAAGAUGGUGGUUAUAUUCGAGUUUGCAUGAGAGAAUAUUUAUAAAUGAGGUGAUUUUUAUAGCUGUUUAGUGAGAACCUUCUCAUUGGAACUGCACAGCAGUCUGAAUUUCAGUGCUGUCAGCCUUGUACGCUGCCUUUAAUGAUAUCUGUGAUUUUCAAUCAGCUUUCCAGUACCGCUUAUCAUUUCCAAAACAGCAGAUGUUUAAUGUGGUGCUCUGUUAGCUACGGUGAUUUCAAACAAUGAGCAGCUAAUCUUUCUGUUUAUUCGCCUCGACCAAAGUGCACUUCCUCUGUGAUUUAAGAGGCUGAUGGGCAUUAUUUUUACAUUUUUUCAUAUAAAGGAAAUAAAAGAGAAAGAAUUACACAGGAAAUGAUGGUAAAACUAGUUCAAAUGAACGUGGAAUUCGUUGUGCUUAUAUGCCGGCAUCGUUAAAAAAUAGAUAUCAGGUAAUGUGGGUGAGCGCACCCAAUUUUUUCUCAGAUAUAUCUGAGAAAAAAUAUUUUAGUGAUGGCAAUUUUGAAGUGAGGAGUGGGAGAGGAUGUAUCUGUUGAAUUUUAAGUUGGCAGAAAUUGUGCGAUCGAGUCCUAAAUAUCAGUUGGCUGUUUGUUGGGUAACGUCUGUGUACAGGAGGAUUGUUCUCUGUGCUAACCUACGUCAAAUCCUUUUUCCUUACUCUGUUAUGUGGCCGUCCGUGUUCACUGUGCACGUGUGUGGUUAGCAGAGAGACCACACGCUGAAACAGGUAAUAACGGUGUUAAAAAAGAAGUCUCCAAAAUGAAUAUAUGUCAACCUAAUUUCUGUUUAAAUUGGCUGAAUUGGAUGCAGCUGAAGAAAGAAAACACCUAAAAGGAAGUUUAUCAGAUUUUUUUUCUCUUUUAGUUGGCUUACAAAUUCCUGAGGUCAUGUAUUCAAACUGUUUUUGGGUCUGACUAACAGCCUGAAAUGGUUCCAACACACAGUGAGGACAAAUUUAACAGCCAGCUUGCCAACUUUAGAUUAGCUGCAACAGUGCAGUCAGCCUGGGGGUUGUUUAGCCUCUGAAUAAUUUGCUACAACAUGCCACUCAACUUUUUAGGCUUAAAAUCUUGCAGCAGAUUAAAUGCACAUUUUGGACUGCAUAGAAUAUACCAAUAUACGUUAUAUAUUGGUUGCACUGUGCAAAAGUCUUGAUUCGACCCUCGUUUGUUUUUAUUUUGCUGGGAAAAUGAGAAAUAGAUGCAGGGAUUUGUUGAAACCUGUGAAAACAAGCAUAAAAAUACAGUAUAUAAGGUAAAAACAGAGUUUGUACAGAUGUAAUGAGCUUGAAAGUCAAGAUUUGGUCUAACCACGUUUAUUUUUUAAAGCAGCCUUAACUGGCUUAGGCAAACUUUCUUGUGAUUUCUUUAAGUAGUCUUCAGGAAUAGUUCUCUAGGCUCCUUGAAGGACACUCAAAGCUCUUUUUUGAAUGUUGGCUGCUUUUUGUUCUCUUGUCUAUGAAGACAACCCCACACUGCUUUGAUAAUGUUAAGGUCCGAGCUCAGGGGAGAGACGCUUUCCAGAUAGUAUCAAUCCCUUAUGCUACUUUUGUGCAUUCACAAUUCCUUCAAUUUUGAGAAGAUCUCCGACCCCACUGGCUGAAAUUCAGCCCCAAAACCCUGACAGAACGUCCACGCACACUCUCUGUUGUUCCUCUCUCCUGACCUUCUCUGCACAUAUUUAAAAUGAAUUGAACCAAAAGUUUAACGUUUGGGUUUAUCAGCUCCUUUAUCAGAAGGACUUCACUUUCCGUUACUGUUCAUCUGCUAUUCAGAACUAUUACUUCUUCUUUUGUCCUCCAGUUUUUAAGUUUCCUGAAUUUUGCAAACCCUGUUGGGAUACGCUGGGAUACGUUUUUGGGAAAUAGCUCUUUCGGAAUCACCUUGUUGGUGCCAAAAUACUAUUGUGUGCCUGUCAAACUGUGGUAUUCUUGGUAUUUUUGAUAUAUUUGGCAAAAGAAAUGGGAACAAAUGAUGAUUAAAUUUUUGCAACAGGAUGCUAGCAACAAAUCUCAGGGGAGUUUAAAAGUGCUGCUUUGCUAAAUUGUCUGUACUGUUUAGACACAGCACUGGUCCAUCCCUUGAGUUAGGUGCCUUUUUUAUGCUUAAUUGAUUUAUAGGUUAGUGUUAAAGAAAAAAAUAUGGUGUGAAAGAACCAAUGUCCAAAGAAAAACCGAAAGACCUUCAGAAAGGUCAGAAAACUGAAAUUACAAGGAAGUUUGGCUCCUUGGAAGCAAAAUAUAAAGAAAUGAUUUCUGUACAGUACACUGUAGAUUAGUGUAAAAAUAUCUUGCACAGGCCCUGGAACCCAGGUCAACACAUUUUUUUUAAACACAAUGAGAUCAUUUUUCAAAUGAGGUUUUGGUGACUUCUUGUUUGCACCAUCAUUGGCUGUUUCAGUGUAUGAGGCCCCGGCUCUGCCUGCUUCCUUCCUUCCUCUCUUUCUCUCUAUGUUAAUAAAGCCGAUGCACACAGCACUCUGCUCACUAGGUGUACCUUUCUCUUGACUUUGUUUGCAGUCACACUGCAUCUGAUUAACUGCACACAGUCACACUUGGGAAGCAGGGAUGAGUCCGUAUUUGACACUUUUGCUCAACUGAUGGUUUGCUAGUGGCGUUUUUAACUAAUUGUUUUAUUAAUCCAGUUGCAUUUGGGGGACAUGAAAUGUUUUUACCCAGCCUUUAGUUUGUUGAUGCAAAAAAUAAGUACUUUAACACAGGAGCCAAUGCUGACUCCAGAAAAAAAAAUAAUAAAAAAAUAAAGCAACUGAAUCUGGGAUCAAAACACAGCUUCUGUAGCGAUAGAUACGAGUCUGGCUGCUAUUCUGCGUGCUUUCAAUGCAAAACACUGCCAGCUCAAACAUGAAAUUACCUGCAACCUGUGAUGAGUGAAAACUGCAGGCAAUUAAAAUUUAUGUUGCCAGGGGAGAAGCAUUAAAAAAAGAGACAGGUGCAGAUUUGUGUCAUUUGAGAGAUGUGUGGAAAGCCUCCACACAGGAUCAGAACAUCAGAUUUGGAAGUGUAAAUCCAGCCAAACCUGCCUUGACUGUCGUUUGUUUACUGUGCAUACAA